Molecule: messenger RNA, 2061 nt
Organism: Lathyrus sativus (Indian pea)
Lineage: Eukaryota; Viridiplantae; Streptophyta; Magnoliopsida; Fabales; Fabaceae
Source: the annotation of a GenBank genome assembly
AUGCUUUCUUCGCGUUACCUUCUGUUUUUACUUCUUCCUCUCCUUUUCACCGUAAAUUCUGAAGCCGACGACCAACUAAUUUUCCGGUACCACAAAUGUAACAAUGAUCUCGGAAACUACACCGGCGGCAGCGCCUAUCAAAACAACCUUGCCGCCGUUCUAAGAGAUAUUUAUUCCAACAGAGAAAUAGACUAUGGAUUCUACAAUUUCUCUAAAGGCGAAAAUCCCGACAUAGUAAACGCAAUCGGAUUCUGCAGAGGAGACAUUAAUCCAAGCGACUGCCGUGACUGCUUGAAAACCUCCGCAGUACUUCUCACAGAUCGGUGUGCAGUACAGAAAGAGGCGAUAGGUUACUACGACAUAUGCACCUUACGGUAUUCGAACAAAUCAAUUUCCGGUGUCAUGGAUACUUAUACCGGUCAAUAUUACAACAUCGAAAGCAAAACAGUGGUGGAUGAUGUGUUUAAUCAAACACUUUAUGGCUUGCUAGAUGAACUUAAAAGCACGGCGGCGGAAGGCGAUUCGCGUAAGAAGUUCGACGAAAAGAGUGUUAAAGUAAAUGAAUUGAAUUCUAACAAUGAGACUAUACAUGGUAUGGUUCAGUGUACGCCAGAUUUAACAAAACAAAAUUGUACUAAAUGUUUGGAUUUAGCUUUCGGUGAUCUUUCAAGGUGGUGUCCAGAAAUGAAAGGUUGUUUGUAUCUUGGACCUAGUUGUUCGGUUAGAUACGAUAUAGUUCCGUUUUCGCAGUCCAUAGAUACAGAGUCGCCGGCACCACAACCUUCUUCUCAAGAAAUUUCUCCUAAAACUUCCACUAAAACUUUCACUAAAGGAAAGAGGAGGAAAAUAAGAACGGCCAUCGCUAUCGUUUUGGCAUUUGUUGUAGCUGGCAUAGUGGUUGUUGGUGGAUGUAUUUAUUUUAAAAGGAGAAAGCCAAGAUCCGAAUAUUCGGCUGAAAUUGAAGUCCAAGAGACAUAUGAAGAUGAAGAUGAAGUUAAAGCUGGCAAUGAUCUUAAAGUUGGUGAUUUGUUGCAAUUUGACUUUGAAACCAUCAAAUUAGCUACAAGCAACUUUUCUGAUGCAAAUGCGCUUGGUCAAGGUGGAUUUGGAACUGUUUAUAAGGGUACACUCGAUGGACAUGAUGUUGCUAUCAAAAGGUUGGAUAACAAUUCUAAGCAAGGAGAAACAGAAUUCAAAAAUGAAGUAUUACUUACAGGAAAGCUUCAACAUCGAAAUUUAGUUAAACUACUAGGUUUUUGUUUACAUAGAGGAGAAAGACUGCUAAUAUACGAGUUUGUCUCUAAUAAAAGUCUCGACUAUAUCAUAUUUGAUCCAAUCAAACGUGCGAAUUUAAAUUGGGAAAGACGUUUCAAAAUCAUUAAAGAUAUUGCUCGUGGUCUUCUCUAUCUUCAUGAAGAUUCUCGACUACAAAUUGUUCACCGUGAUCUUAAAACAAGUAAUAUUCUACUAGAUGAUGAUAUGAACCCAAAAAUUACAGAUUUUGGCAUUGCAAGAUUGUUCGCCGCCAAACAAACCCAUGGCAUGACAAGCACGAUUAUUGGAACUUAUGGAUAUAUGGCUCCAGAGUAUAUCAAACAUGGAGAAUUCUCAAUCAAAUCAGAUGUAUUCAGCUUUGGUGUAAUUAUUUUAGAAAUUGUCUGUGGCCGCAGAAACACCAAGGUUCGUGACGGGGAAAAUAUAAAAGAUCUAUUAGACAAUGCUUGGGAAAAUUGGAAGACAGGGACAAGUUUAGAUAUUGUAGAUUCAAUAUUAGAGCAAGGUUUUAAUAAGGAAAAAGAGAGAUGCAUUCAUGUUGGAUUACUGUGUGUUCAAGAAGAUAUAGAUGUGAGACCAAGUAUGAGUUCUGUUUUACUAAUGCUUAGUAGCACAUCUUUUCCACUUCCAGAACCUUCAGAACCUCCAUUUUUAAUGCAAUCCAAAAGGGCAUUAUCUAUAUCAUUAAGUGAUCAAUAUUCAGGUCUCACAAAAUCAACUGAUUCAGGAUCAGGAAGUCAAUUUACUCAAGGAUCAACAACUAAGUCCUCAGUUACAGAUCAAUAA